Molecule: messenger RNA, 1470 nt
Organism: Cutaneotrichosporon cavernicola
Lineage: Eukaryota; Fungi; Basidiomycota; Tremellomycetes; Trichosporonales; Trichosporonaceae
Exons: 6
Coding region: 1-1470 (489 amino acids)
Biological process (GO): positive regulation of transcription by RNA polymerase II; negative regulation of DNA-templated transcription
Cellular component (GO): chromatin; MSL complex
Molecular function (GO): transcription coregulator activity; histone H4K16 acetyltransferase activity
Source: RefSeq, a predicted model, not a curated record
AUGACCGCAGACGCGCCUUCGGCCCUCGAACUCGUUCUCGGAGGCGCAAAAGACGUCGUUGUGGGAAGAAAAUACCUCGUAUCGCGGGGGGGAACCACGCGCCCUGCACAUAUCCUCAAUUCACGGACGGCGAAACUCGGCGUACGAGAGGUCUACGUCUCCUUCCCAGGCGAAGAUAAGCGUCUCGACGCGUGGGUUCCACUCGAUGUGGUUGGAGAGGAGGUUGCGGAAGCGGGUCCUAGUCGAGUUGUUCAACCCCGCCGCGAGUCCCAAGACCACCCAAGCAGCGAACGCUCAACUCCCGAACGGGAACACGACGCCGUGACCCGCGUACGCAAUUUCGAAGACGUCCGAUUCGGGGAAUACCUCGUCAAGACGUGGUAUUACUCGCCGUACCCUCUUCCUGAGAAGAAGGAGGAUAAGAAGGAUGACAAGAGGGGCCGAAAACGGAAGGAGAUGGAGGGGAGGAGUGGGAGUGCAGGGAGCGCGGGCAAUGUGCUAUCGCAUGGAGUUGGGCAGGGGGGUGAGGGGGCAAGGGGGCGGAUGUGGGUUUGUGAUCUAUGCUUCAAGUACAUGCACACGCGAGCGGGAUGGGAACGACACACCUCCACCUGCGGACAGAUGCAACCACCAGGCCGCAAAGCAUACCAGCGCGGCAGCUAUACCAUCUGGGAGGUGGACGGCGCCAAUUCCCAACUCUACUGCCAGAACCUGAGCCUGUUUGGCAAGCUCUUUAUCGACCACAAGUCCGUCUUCUUUUACGUCGAGAAUUUCCUCUUCUACGUCCUCUGCGACGCGGCGACCUCGAAGCGUGAUCAGGUCAUGGCCUUUUUCUCCAAGGAGAAGACGAGCUACGAUGACUACAAUCUCGCUUGCAUCGUCGCCUUUCCACCUCAUCAGAAUAGGGGGUUUGGCAAGCUCCUCAUCGAGUUCAGUUACUACCUCACGCGUGGCGCGGCGAGCCCCGGCACGCCCGAACGGCCCCUCUCGGAUUUGGGGCUCAAGGGAUACCUCACGUUCUGGGUGGCUGUCGUGUUGAGGGUGUGUAGGCGGCUGCUGGCUGAUGCGGAGCCGGUGGAAGAUCGCAAACCGGCAGAGGAGGGGCGAUCGUUGCGGAAUCGCAAGUCGGCUGAUACCGUGGAGGAGGUGGUUGACGUCAACGGGAUUGAAAUGACCAAGCGCCAGCUGGCCCAGAAGGGACAGUACACCAUAACGACAACCCUGGAAGACCUAGCCCGGUCAUGCCACCUCCGCGCCGACGACGUGCAGCUCGUGCUCACCGAGCUCGGCUUCCUGUCGACCCGGCGGCGUCUCCCCCCAGUCAUAGGGGACGGGGAAGACGACGACGACGAGCUGAGGGAAUGGCACAGCGUUGAGAUCGUGAUCGCCCGCGACGCAGUGGACGAAGCAUGGACUGCGUGGAGGGUACGCGAUACUGGUGUGCUAGAGGAGAAAUACUGCCUAUUGUAG